This is a messenger RNA of Haemonchus placei, 987 nucleotides long. Lineage: Eukaryota; Metazoa; Nematoda; Chromadorea; Rhabditida; Trichostrongylidae. The record is from the annotation of a GenBank genome assembly.
CUUAGAUGUUUUGCACGAUCGAAUGGAGGGCUUGUAAUUGACGAAUACCGGGCCAAAAUAUGGCCAGUGCUAGCCCGACGACUUGUAAAAUCUGAUGAAGACGAAGAAAUCGAUUAUGACUCGGUAUCUUCUGUUUCUGAUACCAAUUCAAUCAGGUCAUCUGACGAUGAAGAUGAAUUGAAGUCUCAUCCAGAAUGGAAUCAAGUUGCACUUGAUGUUCACAGAACAUUAGCGAGGUUUCCCCCAAAUAUAACUGAUGAAACAAGAACAACUCUUCAAGAUCAGCUUACCCCUUUGAUUAUUCGAGUUCUGCGUACGAAUCCACGAUUUCGAUAUUACCAGGGCUUCCACGACGUAUGCUUAACAGUGAUCUUGGUUUGUGGGAAGGAGGUCGCCUACGAGGUUUGCAGGAACCUUGCUAAUCACGGACCGUUCCGAAGUUAUUUGCUGAAAAGCCUAGAUAAAAGCGUAUUGAAGGAGUUAGAACUUUUAUAUGUCAUAUUGUCUAGAGCAGAUCCACAGCUAGAACGGGUAUUACGUGAAGUCCACUUGGGUACUAUGUUCGCUCUGAGCUGGCCGCUCACAUGGUUCAGUCACUCACUUAAUCAUUAUCAGCAGAUUGUACGAUUUUUCGAUGUAUUCCUUGCCUCACCUCCACUGACUUCAAUAUACGUGAGCGCUGCCAUAGUUUUGAAAAGAAAAUCAGCUAUAUUAACAUCUCAACGAGAAAUGCCUAUUAUUCACCAACUUCUUAUGAAUAUGCCAAACGAACUUCACUUGGAUGCAAUCCUUUCGGAUUCCUUAUAUCUCGCUUCCCUUAUGCCACCUCUUGCCCUGAAGACAGAGUUUACUCGGUUGUAUAGAGCACGAGUAAGUUUCAGAUGGCCACCAAUCUCGAGGUACGCCAUUACGAUGGUUGCCGCAGUUGGAGUUGCAGGAGCAGCAUACUAUUUUAAUCUAGGCAGUAGGUUCUCAUUCUCAUUUUGA